Molecule: messenger RNA, 2379 nt
Organism: Styela clava
Lineage: Eukaryota; Metazoa; Chordata; Ascidiacea; Stolidobranchia; Styelidae
Product: SPRY domain-containing protein 7-like
Molecular function (GO): protein binding
Source: RefSeq, a predicted model, not a curated record
UAAAGAUUUUUAGUUGUCUUCCAAACCUGCGGACUCCAUGGCGCUAACACUUGAUUGGUUAUGGAGAUGCUUUGGAUUUUCUUCUAAUUCAAGAACAAAUCAACAGAAUUUAUCGAAUAAUUCUGUUGUUCUCAAUACAACAACAAUGGGAACGGGUACGGUGAUUGUUAAAAACGGUAAAAGGAUAUGCGGUACCGGUGGGGCUCUCGCUACAGCUCCUAUUGCCCAAGACAAAGGCUACUUUGAAGCGAAGGUACAAAGCUCUGGAAUAUGGGGAAUCGGACUUGCACUCGCCAACGCAAAUUUAAAUCACGUUCCAUUAGGAAUGUGUGAAAAAACAUGGGUAUUUCGACAUGACGGCACGGUGUGGCACAAAAAUAAUGAAAUAUGCAAGACAAAAAAUUUACCAGCUGAGGGUGACGUUGUUGGUGUUACAUUUGACCAUAUAGAACUAAAAUUUUACCUUAAUGGCAAGCCAUAUCCUUUUGUAGUCAGCGGUGUAAAAGGGAAUGUAUAUCCUGUAUUAUAUGUCGAUGAAAGUGCAAUACUCGAUGUCCAAUUUUCAAAUUUCUACUUUCCGCCACCUAGUGGUUUUAGUGAAAUCAUGAUUGAGCAACAAAUUUUUUGAUGAGUCAUGUUUUUGUAGGUUCAUGAAUCAUGAUGGAUUAUAAUUUUUAUUGUUUUAAAUUUUUCUCUCUUUGAUUUCAAAAAUUCAUUUUUUAAUGUUAGUAGGCCUAUUACACCGAUGAAUAGCCAAUCGUUCAAAAAUUUUAACGAAGAUCAAAUAAAGUAUAAUUCGAUUUAAUAAUGCAGUACACAUGACAUGCAGUGAUAUCCAUAACAUAUUCUUUAUUAAAGAAUAUGUUAUAGAUUGUAAUUACAUUUUGAGAAAUAUCUAAACCAUAGGGACAUUGCAAUUGACCAUUUAUAUUAGUAUAUAGAAUGAUGGGUACUCCCGUAGUGUAUGUACCAGGUUAGGUCAUAAUUUUAUUCCGAUUUUCCUUAUUUUAAUUCUAUUACGAGUUCAGGGUUCAGUCUCUGUUAGCCAAUUGAAUAUACCCCCUAAUGCCCAUAGGUUUCAGUCCCUUUACACAACUUGAUAUAAAGUGGGCGAAAAAAAUUAGUUGGUAUACAUAUUAUAUUGUUACAUACACAUCUGGAGCGCCGAACUAUGUAUGCAAAAUAACUCUUCAUUAAAUGGAUGAUGCUCUUGUACAUAUAUUAUAUUUGAAUUUUAAAGAUUUAGAGAUACAGUUUCCAGAAUUUGAGAAUAUUUAUUUUUUUUUUUUUAAGAAAUUUUGUCAUACUUGAAACUGGAUUUAUUGUAAAAUUUAGCAUUUAUCUUAAUUUUGCUACUUAUGCUAUAAUAAUCAAAUUUGAAUUGAAUUAUGGGAAAUAUUUCAUAUUAGUAGGUAUUCCCAUAUGCCAAGUAUUAUUCUAUACUGUGUUUCUUCUUGUGAGUAAACACAAUGCUGAGGGCAUGUAUAUUUUGGGCAAUUAAAUUAGGAGCAUUGUCGAAAUAUCGAAAUAUGUACCAGUGUACAGGGUGUCUUUAAGUUUUUCAAAUUGCAAAGAAAAGUUAUCGUCUUUAGAAAUAUAUUGUUUUUUGGCCCCUGAACUAAACUUAACAAAUACUGAUCAAAAUAAAACAAACUUGGUUAAGAUAUGUUGGGAAAAGACUACAUAACAAACUAAUAAUAGGAUUUUAGGAACACUCUUUAUUUUACUUCUUUUGCCAAAUGCUGUCUUGAUCUUCUGAUAUGUGUUUAAUGUUUCAAUGCAAAGAGAAAAAUAAUUUGCCUGUAAUAUAUUUCCUACAUGCAGUAUUUGACCUAGUAUAAUUACACAUUAUGUCCUAUGUUCUAAUUUUAUUAUAUAUUUUGUUUCCUCAAUUUUUUGCCUAUCGUAGAAUUCCAUUUUUAAUGUUGCAUGCAUGUAUCACUUAAUAGAAUAAAUUGACCACAAAUUGACAUUUAUCGAAAAAGAUUGUAGAAUUUAAUAUAAAAAAUAAUCCUUCGUAUAUUCAAUCUUUUUCGUUGAAUGCCUGACGAAUAUUUUUAUCAGUUGUAUAGUAAAAAUUAGGAAUUUUUGAAUUUGAAAAUAGUAUGGAUCUCCUUGCUACCAAGAGCAAAAAGCAGUUUUCAAUUCUAAAAUUUCAUCUUGUUUUUCCUUAUUGCAAUGUAACUAGCGCAAGUUCAUAAUUUUUGUAGAUUUUUCUCGCCGCAAGAAUCAAUACUCCUGUCCAUUUUGGGAGAUUUUUGGCAAUCAUGUUCAGAUUACGCAGUAUAUUGAAUAAUGCAUGUCAACACCGGAAAAUGAAAAAUGUUUUUUUCUAACGCAUAUUUCUAAAACUUUAUCAAUAUUAUUAAUUAAUAUUAG